AUGACCCACAGUAGUAGCUCCUUCGGGGAGAUCCUCUCACCUCGAGACGCAGCCCAGUUGAUCAACCUUGGCCUCGUCAAUCUUCCCAACCCGCCUAAUGGCUCUAUCCAAAUACACAAGCGCCGACUCAAUCGCACAAGCGAUGUAGAGAACAGGCACAUUCCUCUCGACGUCAAUUUCGGAUCGCGCCCGGAUGCUUUUGCGACUAUCCCGGAGAUGCUCAUCUCCAAAGCUACUAUUGAGUAUGUCGGGUUUAACAGCGACAAAGCCACCGAGAUCUGGAGCGGCUGGGUUAACUGGCCACGGGGCUUCAUCAUUCGCGAGACUGACCCUGACCGUUCGAACACUCUUGAGGUCUCGUUCCUUGACUGGAUGGAGCGUCAUACUGGGAAUCCCUGUUCAGAUGAUAUCUGGGAGGACGACAACUCGGCCUGGUUCCGCUACAUGGAGCAGUGCGGUAUCGCAACUGAGCUCCAGCAGAGUAUCAUGGACCCUCGUUUCAAGGACAUGCGGUUAACCGGCACUUGCAUUGGCUGGCUUCGGAAUACCAUGGAAAUUCGUUACCGGGGGCUCGAGGAGAUACAGCGAGCUUCUGCUGAGCGUGAGAAAGCCCUUGGGCUACAGAGGACUUCUACCCGGCCCCAAAGACCAAGUGGAUUAGCGUCAAGAGAGAUAGACACACUCGCGCGGCCAUCAAGCAUUCCAGGAUAUACCAUGCUCUACAAAGCGGUAGAUCAAGCACGAAUCAACGGCCUCUUUGAUCAUCAGGGCUCUAUCGACGGAAUCGGGUCCCUUCUAUCUCCUACCGACUUUAGCAGAACCAAGAUCAUGUACUGCUUCACUCCCGACCACAGCCUGGCCAGGAAACAAGCUGCGUGGAUAAAACGACGAGGGCCACCCGCGCUUAUAGUGCAGAUUGCAGUCCAAGAUAGCGCAAUCACAUCCAUGGACCCCGAUGAUAUACAAUGCGCUUUCUGGCCGAAUUCGAAUUGGCGGGAGCUCGUUUGGCAUUCCCGCACAAAAAGAAGGUUUCCCAAUGAGCUCAAGAAGUAUAAUGACGCCAUCCUCAUCAUCGGAACAAUCGCCAAUAGACCUAGUGCAUACUAUGAGCAAAGGUCACCUACAGACCUUACCACUGAGGCUUGUGUUGUCCGAAUCCGAGGACCUAACAAGGGCGGGGACCGAACAGCAGUGCAGUAUGUGUUCUCACCUGAAGACGAGGGGGAGACUUUCCUUGAGGAUCAAGCGAGAAAUACGAUGAAGAUUUUCCAUUUCGGGACACCUGAGCUGGAGAGUUGGGCCAAGGAAAAUAGCAGGUUCAAUUAA
This is a messenger RNA of Fusarium subglutinans, 1326 nucleotides long. RefSeq lists its product as uncharacterized. The transcript is spliced from 2 exons. NCBI's taxonomy places the organism in Eukaryota, Fungi, Ascomycota, Sordariomycetes, Hypocreales, Nectriaceae. Bases 1 to 1326 code for a protein of 441 amino acids. The record is from RefSeq and is a predicted model, not a curated record.